GAAAGAACGUCGUAGGCAAGUAAGAGUAGACUUGGCACAAAGUCUACGCAUUCCACUUGACCCAUUUAUAAUUGACCAAUAUUAAGUUCUCUUAGUCUUCGCCAAUCAACAAUGAAUAAUAAUCUCCUCUGAAUCUCAUCUCCUAUCCAAGAAAAAUGAAGUUUCUUCAUUGGUUUCUGCUUCUUUUGAUCAUCUCUUUUACUGUUCUGGGAUCAGUCGAAGCUCAAUCUCAAGCAGGAUUCAUCAGCUUGGAUUGUGGGUUGGUGCCUAAGACCACAACAUAUACUGAGAAGAGUACUAAUAUAACAUACAAAUCAGACACGGAUUAUGUCGACAGUGGAUUGGUCGGGACAAUCAAUGAUGCAUACAAGACUCGGUUUCAGCAACAAACUUGGUCCUUGAGAAGCUUCCCCGAGGGUCAAAGAAACUGUUACAACCUCUUUAACCUCACAGCGAACAGCAAGUAUCUGAUCAAAGCAACCUUUUUGUAUGGGAACUACGACAAACUGAAUCAAUUGCCAAGCUUUGAUCUUCACAUUGGUGCUAACAAAUGGUUGUCUAUCAACAUAACAGGAGUAACAAAUAGUUCGACAUAUGAGAUAUUCCAUGUUGUAACACAAGAUAAUCUUCAAGUUUGUCUUGUUAAGACAGGACCGACCAUACCAUUCAUUUCCUCACUGGAACUUCGUCCAUUGAACAAUAACAGUUAUAACACCCAAAGUGGAUCAUUGAUGUUGUACACCAGAAUAUACUUUCCGUCCAAUCCAUUAUCGUUCAUCAGGUAUGAUGAGGACAUACAUGACCGAGGCUGGAAUGCAUUCACAGAUAAUGAAACCACCUCGAUAAGCACCGACCUCCCAAUCGAUACAAGUAACGCCUACGAUAUGCCUCAAGCAGUGAUGAAGACCGCUGCUAUCCCUGUGAAUGCUAGCAAGACAUGGUACUUAUGGUGGACUCUUGAUGACAUCUCUGCGCAGUCAUAUGUAUAUAUGCAUUUCGCCGAAAUCCAAACACUCAAAGCCAGUGACAUCAGAGAAUUCAACAUUACUUACAACGGUGGCUUACGUUGGUACAGCUACAUGAGGCCUCCUAAGCUCAGCAUUUCAACCAUCUUCAAUCCAAGCGCCGUGAGUUCCUCAGACGGGGUGUUUAAUUUCACUUUCACAAUGACGGGUAACUCAACUCUUCCUCCCCUUAUCAACGCCCUAGAGAUUUACACAGUUGUAGACGUUACACAGCUUGGGACAGAUAAUGAUGAAGUUUCUGCUAUGAUGAGCAUCAAGAAGACAUAUGGUUUAAGCAAGAAGUUAAGUUGGCAAGGAGAUCCAUGUGCUCCUCAGUUGUUUCUGUGGGAAGGUGUGAAUUGCAGUUAUCCGGACUCCGAGCCAUCGCUGAUCACAUCCUUGAACUUGAAGGAAAGCGGAUUGACCGGUACCAUAACAUCUGACAUAUCCAAGCUAGCACAGUUGAAAGAGCUAGAUUUAUCAAGUAAUGAUUUAUCAGGAGAUAUUCCAGCUUUUUUUGCUGAUAUGAAGUUGUUGAAACUCAUAAACUUAAGCGGAAACCCGAAGCUUAAUCUCACAGUUCCAGAAUCCCUUCAGGAAAGGGUAAACAGCAAAUCUUUAACACUAAUUCUGGGCGAUACCCUGAAUCCCACGACUCUUGGAGGAAAAACUAAAAAGGUUCCAGUGCUUGCUAUCGCAGUGCCAGUGGCUGGGGUGUUCGCUCUGGUAGUUAUCUUGGCCAUCUUUUUCAUCGUUAGAAAGAAAAGACCAAGAAGCAAUGCGGCUCCAAGACCUCCAUCAGUCACUACAAGUUUAGGUAAAAGUGAGACAAGACCAUCCAAUCCAUCAAUCAUAACAAAGGACCGCAGGAUCACGUAUCCCGAGGUACUGAGGAUGACUAAUAACUUCCAGAGGGUUCUUGGCAAAGGAGGCUUUGGAACAGUGUAUCAUGGAAACUUGGAUGAUGCCCAAGUAGCUGUGAAAAUGCUCUCUCAUUCAUCAGCUCAAGGCUAUAAAGAAUUCAAGGCAGAGGUGGAGCUUCUCUUAAGAGUUCACCAUAGACAUUUGGUGGGACUUGUGGGGUAUUGUGAUGACGGAGAUAACUUGGCUCUGAUCUAUGAAUACAUGGCAAACGGAGACCUGAGGGAGAAUAUGUCAGGAAAACGCGGAGGCAAUGUACUAACCUGGGAAAACAGAAUGCAAAUAGCUGUAGAGGCAGCACAAGGAUUGGAGUAUCUGCACAAUGGAUGCAGGCCUCCUAUGGUCCAUAGAGAUGUGAAAACGACCAACAUUUUAUUGAAUGAGCGGUCUGGGGCAAAACUAGCUGACUUUGGGCUGUCAAGGUCUUUCCCAAUCGACGGUGAAUGUCAUGUCUCAACAGUGGUUGCGGGUACACCUGGUUACCUAGACCCCGAGUACUACAGAACAAAUUGGCUAAGCGAGAAGAGUGAUGUCUACAGCUUCGGAGUAGUGCUAUUAGAGAUAGUAACAAACCAGCCGGUCAUUGAUAAAACCCGAGAAGGACCUCAUAUCAAUGAAUGGGUUGGGUUCAUGCUCACCAAAGGAGACAUAAGGAGCAUUGUUGACCCCAAGCUGAUGGGAGACUAUGACACAAAUGGUGCGUGGAAGAUUGUAGAGCUGGCUCUAGGUUGUGUGAACCCGUCUUCAAACCAGAGACCAACAAUGGCACAGGUUGUGAUGGAGCUGAACGAGUGUGUCGCCUUGGAAAUUGCAAGGAGACAGGGUAGCCAAGAGAUGUACUCAGUGGGUUCAGUUGACAAUAGUCUCACUUCUGCUUCAGAGUUUGCCCCGGGAGCCAGAUAA
Brassica rapa (field mustard) is the source of this 2828-nucleotide messenger RNA. Its product is annotated as probable LRR receptor-like serine/threonine-protein kinase At1g51860. Gene Ontology annotation, biological process: protein phosphorylation. NCBI's taxonomy places the organism in Eukaryota, Viridiplantae, Streptophyta, Magnoliopsida, Brassicales, Brassicaceae. The record is from RefSeq and is a predicted model, not a curated record. Gene Ontology annotation, molecular function: protein binding; ATP binding; protein kinase activity.